AUGUCUUCCAGUCGCACCCGAAGGGUUGCCAAAGAAGUGGCCGAUAUCCAUGCCGAUACGCUCUCACAUAUAAGAGCCAAUCCGAUAGGGAACGGCUCAGAUCUCACGCACUUGAAGGGCUCUUUCAAAGGCCCACCUGGGACUCCUUAUGAGGGGGGAACAUACGUGGUGGAUGUCCGGAUCCCUAAUGAUUACCCAUUUCGACCGCCAAUAAUGAAAUUUGAUACCAAGAUUUGGCAUCCAAAUGUCAGCAGUCAAACAGGCGCUAUCUGCUUAGACACUCUCUCCUCGGCCUGGUCACCGGUCCUCACGAUAAAAUCUGCCCUCCUCUCCCUCCAGUCCCUUCUGUCCACACCGGAGCCAAAAGAUCCGCAAGAUGCAGAGGUAGCUGGGAUGCUCACAAGAAACCCGAAGGAAUUCGAACGGGUAGCUCAUGAAUGGGCGGUCAAGCACGCAGGGGCUCCCAAGAAGGAGUCUGGAGAAGGCAGCGGAGGAGACCGGACAGAAUCGAAGAAAGAGAAGAAGCAGAGGUCGAAGGAAGAAGAGCGGGCGGAACGGGCUCGACUUUACGGCGGCUACAACGAAGACAUGAUCAAUGGGUUCGUCCACAUGGGCUUCGACCUCGACCGAGUAGUUGCGGCCUUCGAUUAUGUAGGGAUCGACCCCAACGACGGUGAGAGCUAUGAGCUGGAGGAAGCAUACAUUGGUGAUAUAACGGCACGCUUGUUGGGGGAACCAUAA
Molecule: messenger RNA, 741 nt
Organism: Bacidia gigantensis
Lineage: Eukaryota; Fungi; Ascomycota; Lecanoromycetes; Lecanorales; Ramalinaceae
Product: Ubiquitin-conjugating enzyme E2 1
Exons: 3
Coding region: 1-741 (246 amino acids)
Molecular function (GO): protein binding
Source: RefSeq, a predicted model, not a curated record